GGUAUACUGUAGUAAUUCCCAAUACAUUAGAACAUUUACAGUGAUUAGCAAAGGAAAAGACAUAUUUAGGUUCAGCGCAACGAAUGCAAUGUGGAUAUUGGAUCCGUUUAAUCCGAUCCGUCGAGUGGCCAUAUAUAUGCUCGUUCAUCCACUCUUCAGUUUUCUAGUUAUCGUUACAAUUCUUGUUAAUUGCAUUCUUAUGACAUUACCGCCCGAAGAUUCCAUCGAACGAACUGAAGUUAUAUUCACCACAAUUUAUACAUUUGAGUCGUGUCUCAAAGUGGCCGCAAGAGGUUUCAUAUUAGAGCCGUUCACAUAUCUAAGGGACCCCUGGAAUUGGCUCGACUUUGUUGUAAUAGCCUUAGCCUACCUUACAAUGGGUGUGAAAGAACUUGGUAAUCUCAGCGCAUUGAGGACUUUUCGAGUACUUCGAGCCUUAAAAACUGUUGCUAUAAUUCCUGGAAUGAAGACAAUAGUGGGGGCAGUGAUAGAGUCAGUAAAGAAUUUGAAGGACGUAAUAAUACUGACCUGCUUUUCGUUAUCCGUAUUUGCCUUAUUGGGACUACAAGUAUAUAUGGGUGUAUUGACACAAAAGUGUAUUCUUAUCGCUCCGGAAGGGCUGUCCGAUAUUCAGUGGUUUAAUUGGUGUAGCAAUAGUUCGCACUGGUAUGUCAAAGGUGAUGCCAAGGAGCCCUACCUGUGCGGAAAUAGUUCACAACAAUGUCCUCCAACGUACAUGUGUUUGCAAGGGUAUGGCGAGAACCCUGACCAUGGUUAUACCAAUUUCGACACAUUCGGGUGGGCAUUGCUGUCGUCCUUCCGACUCAUGACUCAAGACGCGUGGGAAACGUUGUACCAAAUGAUACUGCGAGUGACGGGACCAUGGCACAUCGGCUUCUUCAUCGUGGUCAUCUUUUUGGGUUCAUUUUACUUAUUGAAUCUCAUUUUGGCGAUCGUCGCCAUGUCUUACGACGAACUCCAGAAGAAGGCCGAAGAGGAAGAGGAGGCGGCGGCGGCCGAAGAGGCGGCCUAUGCCGAGGCCUGUCGACAGGCAGAAGAGGACGCAGCCAUGAGAGAGAGCGGAGUCGUCACCGCAUCCAUUAGGGAGAGCGGUGUUGUCAAGAGUCCAUCCGAUUAUUCAUGUCGUUCUUAUGAUAUCUAUGCCAGUGCUGGUGUCGGACAUCACGACAGAGCACCUGAUGAUAGGGAUCUCAAAGAGAGGUCUUCUAUCAAGAGUGAUGACGGAGACAAUGGUCUGACAAACGAACAACGAAACCGAUUGAACGGCAAAAUGAGAAAAAAAUUCUUAAGACUCUGCAAAAUAUAUUAUAUAAUAGAAGUAGUGAACCGUAGAUUAUCCAUUGCUCUGUGUCCAAAAUGCGAGUGCACUGGACUUAAUUGGAUUUUGUGGGAUGCGUUGUCUAUGAGUGCAUGUGUUAGCUCGGCAUGUGUUGGCACCGAUCACAUAAAUAGCUGUAUUUCGGUUUUGUAUCCUUCACAGGCAAGUCUGAGUCUUCCCGGUUCGCCCUUCAAUUUGCGUCGGGGCAGUCGCGGCAGUCAGUUCAGUGUGCACUGGGCCCGAACCAAUGGCCGACGCUUUGGUGACCGCAAACCACUAGUGCUGCAAACCUAUUUGGACGCUCAGGAGCACCUGCCCUAUGCCGACGAUAGCACUGCCGUCACACCCAUGUCCGAGGAAAACGGCGCUAUUAUUAUUCCUGUGUAUAAUACAAAUCUCAAUUCAAGGCAUUCCAGCUAUACUUCGCAUUCAUCCAGAAUAUCAUACACUUCUCACGGAGACAUCUAUGGCCGCGGAGGAGCUCUUUGGACCAAAGAGAGUCAACUUAGAUCCCGACGCAAUCUUCACCAGUAUUACAAUGAGGUCGAUUUGUUAGAUCAGGAGGAAUACAUGAUUGCCGUCAAACAUAAGCAAAAUGAGAACCCAUUCCUCGACCAACAGCCGUCUCCACGCCAUGCGAUGGUUGAUAUGAAAGGUUGUCAUCACAUGUCAUACACACUAACCAUAUCAACGAUUAAUGACCAGUUUUUGUGUAUCAUUUUAGAUGUAAUGGUUCUCAACGACAUCAUAGAGCAGGCGGCGGGGCGUCAGAGCAAAGAUAGUGAUAGAGAAGCAGAUAGCGGACACAUUAAACAUUAUACAGUUUCCAUCUAUUAUUUUCCCUCAGAUAAGGAAGAGAGCGAAAAACCUUUGUUUAAGGAAAGGUUUCUCAGCGGUUGUCUUAAGUGUAUAGAUAUUCUGUGUGUUUGGGACUGUUGUUGGUGUUGGGUUCGAGUGCAGGAAUUGGUGGCACUCAUUGUAUUCGACCCAUUCAUGGAGCUGUUCAUCACACUAUGCAUUGUUGUGAAUACGCUGUUCAUGGCUAUGGAUCACCACAAUAUGGACAAAGACUUUGAGAGUGCUCUACAAAAUGGCAAUUAUUUUUUUACGGCUACGUUCGCCAUCGAAGCGGGCAUGAAAUUGAUUGCUUUGAGUCCAAAGUUUUACUUCCGCGAGGGUUGGAAUAUAUUUGACUUCGUUAUAGUUGUGUUGUCUUUAUUAGAACUGGGAUUAGCGUCCGUCUCAGGCCUAUCAGUGCUCCGCUCAUUCAGAUUAGUGAGUCUUUCAAUGAUUAUUGCAAAUGAAUGUCGAUUGCGAUUAACGACAAAUUUGCGAGUAUUCAAGUUAGCCAAGUCUUGGCCGACACUCAAUCUCCUCAUUUCCAUUAUGGGUAAAGCUGUCGGAGAUCUCGGAAAUCUGACUUUUGUAUUAGCGAUCAUUAUAUUCAUAUUUGCUGUGAUGGGAAUGCAAUUGUUUGGUAAAAACUAUACGGUCGAGGGUUUCGACGGAGAAGAGAUUCCCCGCUGGAAUUUUGUCGACUUUAUGCACUCUUUUAUGAUUGUAUUCCGUGUUUUAUGCGGCGAAUGGAUUGAGUCGAUGUGGGACUGUAUGCGUGUGUCGGGUGCCCCGUGUGUGCCCUUCUUUCUGGCCACUGUAGUGAUCGGCAAUUUAGUUGUACUCAACCUCUUCUUAGCCCUAUUGCUGUCCUCGUUUGGUGCGUCCAAUCUGUCGGCGCCCACGAGUGACAGCGCAGACACUAAGAAAUUACAGGAAGCCUUCGACCGCUUUUCUCGAGGGGGCAAAUGGGUUAAGAAUCAAGUGCUUCACGCUUUGAAGAUAAUAAGAUCGAAAACUCGGAAUCAAAUCGGAGAUCAAACGGCAGACAUCAGAGAAGAAAUGGACGAAAUGACUGGCGGAGAGAUAGUGCUGAUGGACGGACAAGUGAUACGAGACAAAAAGCUGAGUCCAAAAGAUCACACGGAACUGGAGGUCGUUGUUGGCGAUGGUCUGGAGAUUGCAAUACAGGCCGGAAAACUAAAGUUUCAAAACAGCGCUCGGAAUGUAUUAAAUUCAGUGAAAUUAGGAAAUGCUAUAAAAGACGCACAAAUGGAGAAGAUUGUGAUCAAUGCUGACAAUCGAGGCCUGAGAGACGACGACAACCUCAGCAACAAUUCCUACAAUAGCCUCAAAAAGCCGUCCAGUCGUUCAUCACUCGAUGAGGACAAGAAAGAUAGCGAAGACCUCAUGGGCUCUAAGGAAGAGCUGAACAAAAAUGGAGAACUCAAUGGAAUGGCAGAGAAUGUGGACGCAGACAAGUUAGAGACGGCCACCGCUGAUGUGAUCAUCAGUGAAUACCCGUCCGAUUGCUUCCCCGAUAACUUGUAUCGGUUCUGUCCGUCUUGUCUCGAAGAGACACCCUUUUUGCUCCGGUGGAAAGAAAUUAGAUUAAGGGCUUAUCAAUUGGUGGAGCACAAGUACUUCGAAACACUGGUCAUUACACUUAUCCUGAUCAGCAGUAUUGCACUGGCGUUAGAAGACGUGAAUCUUAAAAAAGAUGAAACAUUUAUGGAAUACUUAGGAUAUAUGGAUAAGUUCUUUACAGUUAUAUUUUUAUUUGAAAUGCUUAUCAAAUGGUUGGCCUUCGGAUUCGCGAAGUACUUCACGAACGCCUGGUGUUGGCUCGACUUCUCUAUAGUUAUGAGUAGACGUGCGUUGAGCACUACAGGGGCACAGAAUACGGGUGCGAAUGUCUCCAUAUUUAACUGGGCAGUUGGCUUAGCAGGUUUAGGCAAAAUACCUGCUUUCAAAACCAUGAGGACAUUGCGAGCACUUCGGCCGCUGAGGGCAAUGUCCCGUUUGGAAGGCAUGAGAGUAUCGGUGAUCAAUCUAGUGGCCACGUGGUUCGGUGCCGGCAAAAUCCAGGCCUUUAAAACUAUGCGAACUCUUCGAGCGCUGAGACCUCUGAGAGCUCUCUCCCGAUUCCAAGGAAUGCGGGUUGUGGUGAAUGCUCUCAUCCAAGCAAUUCCGGCCAUCUUUAAUGUAUUACUCGUUUGUCUUAUAUUUUGGUUAAUCUUCUCAAUAAUGGGAGUCCAACUAUUUCUGGGAAAAUUUUAUCAAUGCAUUGACAACACGACGAAAAUUAAAUUUAACUCAACUUAUAUACCAAAUAAGUUGACGUGUCUUAACACGAAUGGUACGAUUUGGUACAAUCCGCAGAUGAAUUUCGACAAUGUCCUCAACGCAUAUCUUUCACUCUUCCAAAUUGCCACAUUUAAGGGUUGGCUCCCAAUUAUGGACAAUGCGAUUGACUCCCAGCAGAAGGAGUUCGAUCAGCCAGAAAAAGAAGUCAAUCUAUACAUGUACUUGUAUUUUGUGUUCUUCAUUAUAUUUGGUUCAUUUUUUACGCUAAAUCUGUUCAUUGGAGUGAUUAUUGAUAACUUCAAUGAGCAAAAGAAGAAGGCCGGAGGAUCUCUCGAGAUGUUUAUGACUGAAGACCAGAAGAAAUACUAUAACGCCAUGAAAAAGAUGGGAUCCAAGAAACCGGCCAAAGCUAUACCCCGUCCCAGAGUAUGCACUCAUCUCUAUCGCCACAAUACUAUCAUAAAUGUGUUGGCAUUCAUUAAAUGUAUGUUUUGUUUGUACUUUCAGUUCAAACUUCAGGCAAUAAUCUUCGACGUGACCACAAACAAGAAGUUCGAUAUGAUUAUAAUGCUGUUCAUCGCUCUUAAUAUGAUCGUUAUGGCAAUGGAUCAGUACAGGGAAUCCGAAACAUACAAUCUUAUACUCGAACGCCUCAACUUAUUCUUCAUCGCUGUAUUUACGGCCGAAUGUAUGCUCAAAAUAUUUGCAUUGCGUUGGUAUUACUUCAAAGAGCCCUGGAAUGUGUUCGACUUCGUGGUCGUCACUCUAUCCAUCUUAGGUCCAGUCAAACCAUUUCCACCACAGUUUCAAUUCGUUGCUAAAUGCUAUCCUUUUUUUUCAUUGCAAACUUUAGGAGUUUUACUCAAGGAUUUGGUCGCUAAAUAUCUGGUAUCUCCGACUCUAUUACGUGUGGUACGAGUGGUAAAAGUGGGCCGAGUAUUACGUCUAGUGAAGGGCGCGCGGGGUAUCAGAACCCUGUUGUUCGCUCUGGCGAUGUCACUGCCGGCCCUCUUCAACAUCUGUCUGCUGCUGUUUUUGGUGAUCUUCAUAUACGCCAUAUUCGGGAUGUCGUUCUUCAUGAAUGUGAAGCCCAGAUAUGGUGUCGACGAGACGUUCAAUUUCGGCACAUUCUUCAAGUCGUUUAUCCUGUUGUUCCAAAUGUCCACUUCCGCGGGUUGGGACGGAGUGUUGGCCGCCAUCAUGGAUGAGACCGACUGCGAGCCAUCCAGAACUGACUUCGAGGGCAAUUGUGGCAACAGAGGCAUUGCCAUCGCCUUUUUGGUGUCAUAUCUAAUCAUCGGAUUCUUGAUCAUCAUAAACAUGUAUAUCGCCGUCAUAUUAGAGAACUACAGUCAGGCCACUGAAGACGUUCACGAAGGCCUUACCGAUGAUGACUACGACAUGUAUUACGAGAUUUGGCAGAAGUUUGAUCCGAAAGGCACUCAAUUCAUACCAUUCCACGCUUUGCCGGACUUCGUUCACGCACUCGAAGAACCCCUUCAGAUACCAAAGCCUAACAAAUAUAAAUUAAUUUCAAUGGAUAUUCCCAUUUGUGUGGGAGAUAUGUGUUAUUGUGUGGACAUUUUGGAUGCGUUGACCAAAGACUUCUUCGCGAGAAAGGGUCACGUGAUUGAAGAGACGGCAGAGUUGGCAGAAGUGGCGCCUCCGAAGUUGGGAGAGUUUGAACACAUUAGCAGCACUUUGUGGCGCCAGAGAGAGGUCUACUGUUCGUCAAUCAUUCAACAGUGUUGGAGGGAUUACAUCGACCGGAAGGCCAACUGUAAGUCCGACGACCCGAACGACCCAUCGCUGGGACAGUCGACGGCCAUAAUAGUGGAGAGUGACGGACACGUCACCAAACAUGGGCACAAAGUUGUGAUUCACUCGCGAUCGCCAAGCAUUUCAAGCAGUCGUUUCACUGAUGUG
Messenger RNA from Medioppia subpectinata, 6406 nucleotides. The record is from the annotation of a GenBank genome assembly. Lineage: Eukaryota; Metazoa; Arthropoda; Arachnida; Sarcoptiformes; Oppiidae.